Messenger RNA from Mesocricetus auratus (golden hamster), 1893 nucleotides. RefSeq names its product RAD9 checkpoint clamp component B (gene Rad9b). NCBI's taxonomy places the organism in Eukaryota, Metazoa, Chordata, Mammalia, Rodentia, Cricetidae. Gene Ontology annotation, biological process: mitotic intra-S DNA damage checkpoint signaling; DNA repair; cellular response to ionizing radiation. The record is from RefSeq and is a predicted model, not a curated record. The transcript has 11 exons. Bases 74 to 1288 code for a protein of 404 amino acids. Gene Ontology annotation, cellular component: checkpoint clamp complex.
GUACCUGCGGCGGCGGCGGGGGGCGGAGGGGGGGAGCGCGCUUCCGCCCGCCCUGCCUGUUUUCCCGGUAGCCAUGCUGAAGUGCGGAAUGACGGGCGGUCAAGUGAAAGUAUUUGGGAAAGCAAUACAGACUCUAUCACGAGUGAGUGAUGACCUGUGGCUAGACCCAUCUGAGAAAGGUCUUGCUCUGAGAGCUGUGAAUUCCUGUCAUUCAACAUAUGGCUAUAUCCUGUUCUCGUCUUUGUUUUUUCAACAUUAUCAGUGGUCACCCUCAGCCACAAUGAGCAAUAAUGACGUACCCAUGAAUUUAAAUUGCAAAUUGACAAUAAAGUCCAUUCUGCCAAUCUUUAGAUGUCUGAAUUACCUUGAAAGAAGUGUAGAGAAGUGCAAAAUAGUCAGCAGAUUGGAUAAAUGCAGAGUCGUCAUCCAGUUCUUCUGCAAGCAUGGUAUUAAAAGAACUCACAAUGUGUAUUUCCAAGACAGCCAGCCCUUGAAAAUUCUCUUUGAAAAGAGCCUGUGCACCAAUAUCCUGAUGAUUAAACCAAGAUUGCUGACUGAGGCCAUUGUUCUUCUAACAUCAAAUCAAGAGGAAGUCACCUUUUCUGUUACUCCAGGGAAUUUCUGCCUCAAGAGUUGGAAUGGGGAAUCCCUGGAUUUAAGCAGUUCUGUGUACAGUGAGAUGUCUUUUGACCCAGAAGAGUUUGACUUCUUUCAAGUUGGACUCGAUACUGAAAUAACAUUUUGCUUUAAAGAACUAAAGGGGAUCCUCAGCUUUUCAGAAGUGAUGCGCGUUCCCUUAUCCAUCUACUUUGACUUUCCUGGGAAACCCGUUGUUUUGAGUAUGGAAGACAUGCUCUUGGAGGCGAACUUUAUCUUGGCCACGUUAGCCGACCAGCCAAGCAGAGUGUCUUCACCACAGUCACUGUGUGUGUCCCAGGCACAAAGAAGGACAGACCCCACACACUCAAGUGCCCAGGUGGGUAAGAGCCGAGCCAGCCAGGCCCCAGAGAGCAUCUCUCGAGCAGCACCCAAAAGGCUCUUUCCCAAGGACUCUCCAGACAGCAGCUGUGCAAGAGAGACCAAGAGAGCCAGCACCAACCAGGACGACAUCUCUGAAGUACCUGAAAGUGUUGUCAGUGACAUGGAGGAAGGGCCAGGCCCUUCACACCUCAGGAAGUUUUCCUGCAUGUUUUUCGGAGCAGUUUCUUCUGAAGAGCAAGAACAUGCCGGCCACCCUUUGGACAGCUUGGCGAUAGCAAGUGACAGUGAAGAGGAUGUGAGUGGAUGAGUGUCCACAGCCUGGUGCUCAGCCAGAGCUGCACUGGAUGCUGGUCCUGGCUCCUGAAGGCCAAGGGGAAAUGGGGCAGCCAGUGUCCCAGCUCUUCUGUCAUCAGUGUGCACUACAAACCCAUUGCGCCACUUGGGGACAGAGCCAGCGUCACUGGAACGAACAUACCAGGGUUCUUAGAUCAUCGUUUUUGUUGUUUUUGUUUGUUUGUUUGUUUGUUUGUUUUUCGAGACAGGGUUUCUCUGUAUUGUUUGGUGGAGGCUGUCCUGGAACUCGCUCUGUAGACCAGGCUGGCUUUGAACUCACAGAGAUCCGCCUGCCUCUGCCUCCCGAGUGCUGGGAUUAAAGGCUUGCGCUGCCACCGCCCGGCAAUACCAUCGUUUACCCUGCAGCCUUGGCAUGUCUUUUGUGGGUCCCUAAAAGGCAGACUUUUCAGUUAUCAGGGUGGGAGGACAGCUUCCCAGGGGCCCUAGGAUGCUUCUGUACAUGACUGCAGACAAUAGUCAUGCAGUCCCUUCCUAUGCAAUGACCUGGCACGUUUUGUUCACUGGUGGGUUUUUUUUCCAACUAGAAAAAAGGUUCUGAAUAAAGAAAUGUACAUUCAA